GCGGCUGCACCGCCCGGGUCAGGAGCGUCGUCCCCGCCCGCAGCGUGAGGCCGUAAGGCCGCUGUGAGGCCGCGGGAAGUAGCGGUGUCCCAUGCGGGAAAAUGGGCUGCGUGCGGUGGGAAACGCCUGCGAGCCCAGCACUCCGGAGGCUGAGACUGGAGGGUCACUUUGCGCUGAGACCCAGAUGACAGAUUUUUUUGACAGCAGACGGAGAAGUUGUCCUAGUGGAUGGAAAGCAAGGAUUUGAGCAGAGGAGGACAGAGGAAACUGCCUUGAAGAGGAAGUGGCGGUAGAGUCUGCUUCAGUGUCUGGGAGAGACGGGGAUAAGAUGGAAAGAAAUAAUGUGGAGAGGAGACACAGGGUGACCCCGUCUCUGGUCUUUGCCAUCUCUAUCGCUGCAAUUGGCUCUUUCCAGUUUGGCUACAACACUGGAGUCAUCAAUGCUCCCGAGAUGAUCAUUACAGAAUUUAUCAACAGCACCUUGUCCCAGAAGUUGCAUAACCCUCCCAGCAAGGAGCUGCUCACGACUCUCUGGUCCUUGUCUGUGGCUAUAUUCUCAGUGGGCGGAAUGCUUGGCUCCUUUUCCGUUGGACUCUUUGUCAACCGCUUUGGCAGGCGCAACUCCAUGCUCAUGGUCAACGUGCUGGUGGUGGUCAGCAGCUGCCUCAUGGGCUUCUGCAAGAUGGCCAAGUCCGUGGAGAUGCUGAUCCUUGGCCGCUUGAUCACGGGCAUCUUCUGCGGGCUCUGCACGGGGUUCGUGCCCAUGUACAUCGGAGAGGUGUCUCCCAUCAGCCUGCGGGGCGCCUUUGGCACCCUCCACCAGCUGGGCAUCGUCAUCGGGAUCCUGGUGGCUCAGGUCUUUGGCCUGAAGUUCAUCUUGGGGACUGAGGAGCGCUGGCCUGUGCUGCUGGGCGGCACCAUCCUCCCAGCCUUCUUGCAAAGUGUAGCGCUUCCUUUCUGCCCUGAAAGUCCUAGAUUUUUGCUCAUUAACAGAAAUGAGGAGGAGCGCGCUACAAAGAUUCUCCAGCGACUGUGGGGCACCCAGGACGUGUCCCAGGACAUCCAGGAGAUGAAGGACGAGAGUGUGCAGAUGAACCAGGAGCCUACAGUCACCGUGCUGGAGCUCUUUAGAUCCCGCAAAUAUCAGCAGCCCAUCCUGAUCGCCAUCAUGCUGCAGCUCUCCCAGCAGCUCUCGGGGAUCAAUGCUGUGUUCUAUUAUUCAACUGGAAUCUUCAAGGAUGCAGGCGUCCAGGAGCCCAUCUACGCCACCAUUGGAGCGGGCGUGGUUAACACCAUCUUCACUGUGUUUUCUGUGUUUCUGGUGGAAAGUGUGGGAAGAAGGAGCCUGCACAUGACCGGCCUCGGCGGCAUGGCUGUUUGUUCCAUCAUCAUGACAGUCUCUCUGUUGCUGAAGAGCACAUACAAUUUUAUGAGCUACAUCUGCAUCGCGGCUAUCUUGAUCUAUGUGGCCUUCUUUGAGAUCGGACCCGGCCCCAUCCCCUGGUUCAUCGUGGCCGAGCUCUUCAGCCAGGGACCCCGCCCAGCCGCCAUGGCUGUGGCUGGUUGUUCUAACUGGACCUCCAACUUUUUGGUUGGACUGCUCUUCCCCUUGGCUGCAGCCUCUUUAGGUGCGUAUGUUUUUCUCAUCUUCGCUGUCUUCUUAAUUAUCUUUCUGCUGUUCACCUUCUUCAAAGUCCCCGAGACCCGAGGCAGGACUUUUGAGGAAAUCACUCGCACCUUUGAAGGGAACACUCGGGUCUCCGGGGGACCUGGCUAGAUCCAGGCUCUGGAGCUGAAGAGCCUGCAGUGCCCCAGGACCCAGCUCAGCUGCUGGUAUCUGGGCCACCUCCGCCAGGACAGCGGACAGCGACCUCCCGCCUAGGGAAGCUCCCACCCUAGGAGCCCAGGACUGACUGCUCCAGCGCUGCCGCCCCUGUCUGUCUCGCCCUCAGCAACAUUAAAUAUUUCCACAUGGGUUUUCUACUGAGAAUAUUCUUUGAUUUGAAAUAAAAGUUCUAAACGCA
Cavia porcellus (domestic guinea pig) is the source of this 2024-nucleotide messenger RNA. RefSeq names its product solute carrier family 2, facilitated glucose transporter member 3-like. Gene Ontology annotation, molecular function: D-glucose transmembrane transporter activity. Lineage: Eukaryota; Metazoa; Chordata; Mammalia; Rodentia; Caviidae. The transcript has 11 exons. Gene Ontology annotation, cellular component: plasma membrane. The record is from RefSeq and is a predicted model, not a curated record. Gene Ontology annotation, biological process: dehydroascorbic acid transport. Bases 329 to 1777 code for a protein of 482 amino acids.